ACUCCGAUCCUAAAAGAAGACGACAGAGAAGAUUCGCAGCGCAGCCAUGACUCAUGUACCCGAAGAUAUUGCCAUCGACAUACUCUUGAGGCUCCCUGUCAAGCCUCUACUGCGUUUCAAGUGUGUAUCAAAAACAUGGUAUUCCCUGAUCUCCGAUCCUUGCUUCAUUAAAUCACAUCUCCAAUUAUCCAAUAACCACAAGAAAUUUGUUGUCAACGGAUCAUCCCUGCGCGGGAACAGGACCAACCAUGCACCAUAUUUCUAUUCUGUUUCAGGAGAAUCUGCACAAGUUAGUGUAUUACCCUUAAGAGACCCUUUUUUGAACAAACACCUGAUUUUGUGUUCUUGUGAUGGCUUGUUACUGCUAACCACUAAUUAUGGAUCAAGAAGGAACCAUCUGAUCUUACGGAACCCUUCAACUAGAGAGUCUCGCCAGUUGCCUAUGGGCGGCCAUCGUUCUCCACCAGCGCGCACCACUCAUUAUCAGUUAUGUUAUGUUUCAUCCACCGAUGACUACAAGGUGAUACAACAUGAAUUUCAUCCGUUGCGGAGAGAUUUCAGAGUCCUUUCUCUGAAAUCAAACUGUUGGCGAAAGGUUAAAGGUUUUAACUACGACUUGAGAUUAAGGAGUUGCAUAAACCUGAAUGGAGCUCUGCACUGGCUGCUACCUGCUAUAUCAGAUCGCAAGAUUGUCAGCUUUUCCUUGGCAGAAGAGACGUUCAUGGAGAUGGGUCUUCCCAGGUUUGAUAUUUCUGCAGGCGAUGUGGUUGUGAUGAACUUGGGUGUCUUGCAAGGCUGCCUUUGUCUGUCUCAGACAGUAGUGACCCCGACCAGAGGUUACAAACCUCGUCCUGCACAUCUUCCUUGGAAUUGGCUUUCGCAUGAAGUCGAAGCUGCUUCUGUGAAUGUUUGGUCAAUGAAAGAAUAUGGGGACACAACCUCUUGGACCAAACUCAUAGCCAUUCCCCAGGUACCUCUGAGGGAUUGUAAGGCAAUUUCACCAGAUUCGCCCUUUCCUUUUCUGGAGGAAGCUGUUUUUACCAUGGAUCAAAGGCUUCAAAAUUCUAUAUUGGUUCCAUAUGAUUUGGAGGAAAAUGAGUUUGAGACUGCUGGCCGGCAGAUGUAUCAGUUGCAGGCAGAACUUGCAUUUGUGGAGAGUUUGGUUUCACCAAAUUGUUAAUUAGGUCAGCUGAUGUCUAGAG
This is a messenger RNA of Ricinus communis (castor bean), 1202 nucleotides long. Its product is annotated as F-box protein CPR1-like. The record is from RefSeq and is a predicted model, not a curated record. Bases 47 to 1180 code for a protein of 377 amino acids. NCBI's taxonomy places the organism in Eukaryota, Viridiplantae, Streptophyta, Magnoliopsida, Malpighiales, Euphorbiaceae. The transcript has a single exon. Gene Ontology annotation, molecular function: protein binding.